AAACUUUUUAAAAUUAAAUAGUUCUUUGACUCGUUUUACAUUAUGUUUUUCCGUAUCAGCUCCAUAUUUUAUGCAUAUAAAUUCGAUUUCUGUCGCAAAAAGAAAGCUUCUUAAAGGUAUAAAAAAUGAACGUUACUAUUCAAACUUUAACUUCAGUUGAACAGUUCAGUUAUAUCUCUAUUGCUACUCUUAGCGUGCUUUCGCUUGGUGUUGUCACAGUCAAUUUUAUUUGCUUGGUUAUUGUAAGAGCUUCUAAGAAAAUGUCUAACAGACCAUCAAUACAUUUUAUUAUCAACUUAUUGAUAGUAGAUUUAUUGCAAGGAUUAUUUGUAAUUCCAAUUUAUGCAAUAAGAAAAUUGAAUACUCAAAGUAGAUUUUGGGAUAGUGUUAUCUGUAGUUCUUUUCGAUUUUUAUACAUGUUAACGUAUUAUAUGUCAAUAUUUUGUGUUCUCCUUAUUGCGUUGGAUCGGUAUAUUGCUACUACUUUUGUUUUCAAAUAUAAAACUUUGAUUAAAGUAAAAACAGUAAGAAUUAUUAUAACUGCAACUUGGGUUUAUGUCACGGCUUUGUGUUUAAUUCCAUUUUUCAAAACGUCAACUCAAAGUGAUAAUGAUUUUUGUAUUUAUCGUCAGACAGAUGCAUGGACAAUAACGAUGCUUAUUCUUCAUUGUUUUGUUCCUUAUUUGGUAAUUUUAUAUUUCUAUAAAAGUAUUUUUAAACAUAUUCGAGAUAUAGAAAAAGAAUCUGGGAGGACAGAUGAUACAUCUUUGUCGGAUGGAGCAACAUUUUCUCAACAUAAUGUCUCAACAUUCAAUGGUAUAAAUGCUAUUUACUUAUCAAUCAAAAAUAAAAAAAGGAUACCAGAAAAUACCAGAAACAUACUGAAAAUUUCAGUUUUUAUUUCAAUUUGCUACGCCAUUUGUUGGACGCCUUCGGUCAUUUAUUAUGUACUAAGCACGUUCUGUCGCGAGAAAUGUUUCUCAAAAACAUAUAUGAACUCUGUUAAUCAAACUUACCUAGAAUUUGUUAUCAAAUAUUUAGGAUUUUUGAAUUCACUUGCAGCGCCAAUGAUCUAUUGUUUUACUGUAAAAGAAUUUCGAUUUCAAUUGUGUUCUAGACAAAAAAAAGUAAUUUGCAAUUCGUUAGAAGACCAAUCUUUUACAAAUGUGAAAAUUUAUUAUAAAGUGUAACUCAGGACAAUAACUAAACUUUAAGGACUACUUUAAAAUCAUUAAAAUUGCUGUUUAAAAUCAUGAGAACAAAAUUAAUUCUUUACCUUUAUAUAUAAAUGAAAUAUGUAUUUUAACUUGUGUAUAAAUUGUAAUAUAAAAUCGAUACUUUAAUAUGAAUACUAGAUUAUAAAUAUAAUGAUCAUUUUUUUUAUUAAUUUUUUUAAAAUUACAUAUUUUAUGAUUCUAUUAUAAUUUCAAAUUG
This is a messenger RNA of Hydra vulgaris (swiftwater hydra), 1434 nucleotides long. RefSeq names its product beta-2 adrenergic receptor. The record is from RefSeq and is a predicted model, not a curated record. Gene Ontology annotation, biological process: G protein-coupled receptor signaling pathway, coupled to cyclic nucleotide second messenger; chemical synaptic transmission. Gene Ontology annotation, molecular function: G protein-coupled serotonin receptor activity; neurotransmitter receptor activity. Lineage: Eukaryota; Metazoa; Cnidaria; Hydrozoa; Anthoathecata; Hydridae. Gene Ontology annotation, cellular component: plasma membrane; dendrite.